Molecule: messenger RNA, 2219 nt
Organism: Hypanus sabinus (Atlantic stingray)
Lineage: Eukaryota; Metazoa; Chordata; Chondrichthyes; Myliobatiformes; Dasyatidae
Gene: mb
Product: myoglobin
Exons: 3
Coding region: 77-526 (149 amino acids)
Biological process (GO): oxygen transport
Cellular component (GO): extracellular exosome
Molecular function (GO): heme binding; oxygen binding
Source: RefSeq, a predicted model, not a curated record
AACUGCGACCACAAUUGCCCCGCUCAUCUCUGCCAUCAUUCUCAAGAAGCAAGUGGUAUUUCCAGGAGUCUGGAUAAUGGCCAACUGGGAUGAAAUAAAUAAGGUGUGGGCAGGUGUGGAGGGGGACCUGCCCAGUCUCGGGCAAAUAGUUCUCUACAGGUUAUUCAAGGAGUACCCAAACACUCAAAAGCUUUUCCCCAAGUUCAAGGACUUGACUCUUGACCAGGUGGAGAACAACGACGCUGUCCGCAACCAUGGCAACACCGUGCUCCAGGCGGUGGGCAAAAUGCUGAAGAAGAAGGGCGACCAUGCCAGUGAGGUGAAGGCAAUGGCCGAGACUCACAUCCACAAGCACAAAAUCCCACCAGCCAACUUCACUUUGAUCACCGGCGUUAUGUUGAGCGUCCUCAGUGAGAAAUACCCCAGCCAGAUGACCACAACUGCAAAGGAAUCAUUCUCGAAGGCGUUUCAGAUAAUCUGCUCCGACCUCGACAAACUGUACAAGGAGGCUAACUUCCAAGGCUAGGCGCCCUCCUGAAUAACAGUGCCGACACUGCAUUAAAUAGUGUGACGAUAAUAGUUCAGGCGAAGUAGCUAUUUAGCCUUUAAUUGACUGUAGAUCUUUUGUUUUAGUUCGCAAUAUAAUGAUUUCUUUGUGAAUGAGCCUACAACAUAAUGAAUGUAUGCAAAUGCGGUUAGACCAUUAACUACUUUCCCAUUCAUACACAUCUGAAUUAACAUUAUUCUUGCAUAGACUAUGUCCCAGCCAGUACUGUAUUCCCAUGCUAACCUAGAGCCCAGCUCUGGGAUUCUGCACUCAGAGUGAGUAUGGGUGGAGCAGGACACCCACCUGCGCUAAUACUUGAAGCACAGUUAACAUCUGAUCACUGCUCUCCAAAAUAGGUCGUGAAGUUUAAGCGUGUGGGUAGAAUUUAAAUUAAUUAGAUAGCAGCGGGCAUCAGGCAAGUCUUGGUUCACUUGUCUCUGUAAACUGGAGGUGGAAUGAACAAGUACAACAUGUUCAUGAAUGAAUUGAUCGCCCUGCGCUUAUAAACGGGAAAGCUGUGUGCAUUCAUUUCCCACAACUGGAUGCUACCCAUGGAACCAGCCAGGAAUGUGUCCUUCAUCGGCCUGGGUCUGAAGGUGAUUGGGUCCAAGGCUUCCUCCUCACAACCUGAGGCGACACGCUCCCUGUGCACGUCCGGCAGGAGUCGCAUUUCAGAUAAUGCGCUGUAACAAAGUCCUGUUUGCCCUCCGGUAAACAUUUAUAAGGCAAUUCAUGUGUUGGUAAAAACUCGGAGCUGGUUAAUAUUUAUCUUUCAACAAACAAGACAAACCUGUCACUAACACCGAUUGGGAAACUUUGCUCUGCACGGAAUUCUACAUAACAACAGCGAUUCUACUUAAAAAAAGGACUUAAUUUCCAUUAAUUAAAGGAAUUAUGCAGAAUGUCCUUUUUUCCUUAACUAUCCCGGAUAAACUGAUGAUCAAAUAUGGCAAAAUUAUUCCGGAUUUAGAGAAUAGACCUGAUGCCGACAGUUGAUGUAGAACUGUGUAACAGAGAGGCGCAUGUCUGGUUCAAAUUUCAUCGCUUAAAUACCUUUCUUUUUGGCUAUUGCUUUUUAAAUAUUAAUUAAAAAGAUAUUUUAAUUCCUUAUAAAUCUUAGUAAAUCGGGAUCAGCCAUUCUUCUAACACUUUCAGAAGCAGAGUCAGUUCUAAUCGAAAUCCUAAAACCUUCUCUGGGGAUAUCGCUUGAGACACUGGGCAAGUCUUACAUACUGUUGGUGUCAUCGUUUACAAGUAAGCAGGAAUGGUUCUUCAUAUGCAGAGCUCCCGGGUUUUGCUGAAUGAGUAAAUGAACAAAACAUUUUGGGAAUAGAUACUUUGAUUCUGCUCGUCUAUUUGCAUGUAAACAGAUCGAGUCGUGUAAUGUACAACUUAUAAUUUUUUUUUAGCAGCGCAAUAUGUUAACUCCAAUUCUACCUUCUCUAUUUACAGGAAGAAACACGUAGCUUGCCUGGGCUAUAGAUAUAAUAUUGUAGGGUAAUAUAAUUGGUGGAAACGUUCAGAAUUCACAACCACUGAUGUUGGGUUGGGGCUCACUUUAAGAGCCGGGUCUGAUGUGAUGAGGUAAUGACGUUAAGGCCUUUUACUGCGCUUUGUGUUCGGUUUUUGGUGUUCAAUAAAUGACUUGCUAUGGCUUUUCGUAAACAUAAAA